Colletotrichum scovillei is the source of this 1279-nucleotide messenger RNA. RefSeq names its product ER membrane protein SH3. The transcript is spliced from 2 exons. Lineage: Eukaryota; Fungi; Ascomycota; Sordariomycetes; Glomerellales; Glomerellaceae. The coding region runs from base 339 to 992 and encodes 217 amino acids. Gene Ontology annotation, biological process: endoplasmic reticulum to Golgi vesicle-mediated transport. Gene Ontology annotation, cellular component: endoplasmic reticulum membrane. The record is from RefSeq and is a predicted model, not a curated record.
AUUUUUCUUCUGCGAACAAACAAACGCACAUACCACCCAACCUCUCUCUCUCUCCUCCGCCCGCGGUUUCUUGCCCCUCUUGAUUACUUCAACUACACACACGUAACUCCGUUCAUCCAACCCCUCGUUGUUCGUGUUGCGCGAUUGAUAGCUAUCGAUUGCAAUUGAACGUACCGGCUUUCUGACCUCUAUCGAAAAGGUCAGCGGAUAUCUUUGGCGAGCCGAGCCUUUUGCGCUUUAUAGAGGGAAUUCUUUCGUCGCGACAGCAAGCUCGCGCGCAUUGGACCUCUCUCUCUUCGCAACCCACAAAGCCGAAAUAAACAAGAAAGCCGCCCAACAUGUCCGGCUGGGUCGAUUGGUCAAAGACCACGCAGUCCCGCAACUACCGCGGCUCAACCUCCUUUGCGACGUUCAUGAUCAUCGGGCCAACCUGCUUCUUCCUAGGCAUCCUCUUCGCCUCCUUCCCCUACGACUUCCCCCUCCUCUGGACCUCGGCCCCCGUCCCAGAAACCUUCUUCACCCACCUCGAAACCCACCUCAAGUUCAUGCACCAAUCGCCCCCCCUAAUCGGCCGCCUCCUCAACAUCAUCGUCUUCACCGGCUUCCUCGGCUUCUUCAUCAAGCUCUUCCGCCCCUCGGAAGCGAACGUCCUCUUCGACGGCGCCUCCCUCGUCCUCUACCUCAUCGGCGUCGGCGUCUACAUUACAAACAUCGUCAAGGGCCUCCGCUCCGUCAGCGCGGGCAUCUGGGACGAUCCCAACUUCACCGGAGAGGUCAAGGACGGCCCCGUCACGGGGGAGAUUAUCCUGGGCAAGGAGGAUAGUUUGAAGGUGCUGGCGGCGAGUAACACCAUUUUGGCGCUCGUGUUGGUCGGUGUGCUGGUGCUGCAGGCUGGGCAGUGGUAUGCUGAGCGCAAGGACCGCGAGGACUUUGCGAAGCUGGAGAAGGAGGAGAAGGGGGCCAAGGGAUCUGCGAGUAAGAAGAAGCAGUGAAUACUGGGCGGGUGAGGUCUCUUCUGAGUGUUUGCGCAGGCGGGGUGUUCCGCAGAGAUGGGCAGUGUUGAGGGGCCGCGGCAUAUCGUGAUAUUGGCAUGCCCUCUUCGACUUUAAAUGCGUUGAUGGUAUUUGAGGUGACAUUUGUCGACCGCAUCGGUUCAAAAUAUGGAUCACUGUAUGAGGCGCACCAUCAGUGGACAGGCACAUCGUGCCUCAUUCAAAAUAUAUCAUGUAUCAACGCCAUUCUUUUUGAAUUUUGAUAUUCGGGCUCUAUUUAAACCCUG